AUGGAUGGAGACACAGAAUACAACAAAGUCGAAGAUGUUGUCGGCUGCCAUGUUGAAGAUGCUGUAACAUUUUGGGCACAGAAUGUCAGUAGAUGUAAUGACCUCUUGAAAUUAAGUUGUGCGCUGGCUGAUGUUUGUCCUCGGGCUAAUGCAAUUUUUGGCAAGCCUGAUUUUAGUAAGAUAUAUGGUGGGUGUUUUUCUGAAGAUGGAUGUUGGUACAGAUGUACAGUACAGCAAGUGAUCAACGAUGAAAAGUGUCAGGUAUUGUACAUUGAUUAUGGAAAUUCUGAGAUUCUAAGCAGAUCAGAAAUAGUUGAAAUUCCUGCUAACUUGCAAUGCCCCAGUGUUGCCAAGAAGUACAAACUUUGGGGACUGCAGAUACCAACUGAUCAAAACUUAAAUAUGUUUGACCAGGGGAAGAAGUUUUUAGGCAGCUUAGUUUUUGAAAAAGAAAUAAAAAUACGACACAAAGCCAAGCAUGAGGAUGGCACCAUCAUCGUCCAAGCAGAAUAUGAAAAAACAGAUAUUGGAGAAGAGGUAGCUAAGACAGGGUUUGCUGAAAAAUGUAGAUCUCCAGUAAACACUAAAAAUGGUGAAGAGAAAAAAGCAGAUCUCAUGCAAAACCAGCCUUGGAGUAUAAAAGUUCCAGUUCCUCUGUGGAUAAACAGACCCGAUCGUUCACUCAGCAGACCAAGAGGGUGCUUUGAGCAUGUAGUUGCCAGUGCAAGGAAUGAGAAUUUUACUGGAAGCCGUACAUUUGUCACAAAGGAAAAUAUGUUAGCUUCUGGCUCAGUGUCAGACAGCAGUUUGGAAAAAAUAAAAGAUCAGAAGCUGAUUGAAAAGAAUGAAAAGCUUAAAGUGGAGAAAGAAGUUCUCAGAAAGGAGAACGAAAAUCUCAUACAGAUGCAGAAGGAACUAGAACUGAAGGUUGAGCAGCUGAAACGUGAACUUCAGGUAUAUGGAAAUGAAGAGAAGGAAGCAUCCAGGGAAAUUGCUGAACGUUUUGAGGAAACAUUAAGUAAAUACGUGGGAACAAAAAUGAGAAGUUUGGUGGCUAAUGUGAAGGUAUUGAGAGAAAUUAGGCACACAAAUAAGAAUACUCGUUUUGGAGAAGACCUCUCACAAGCUAUAGAAGUGGUUACAGAGGGAUGUCUGGCUGUUCCGUGUUCCUUGGAAAAGUUGCAGAAGACUUGGGCGGAGUAUGACUUGGCUCAAGAGAUGAUUCAGUUGUGCAAAAAUGUGGAUGAGAGAGAUGAAUUGAUUAUCAAGAGAAAUGAGGUGCAGGAGAAUCUGUAUUCUGCAGUGGAAGAAUUAAUUUUGGAAGUGGAUCAACUGCCCCUCUCUGAGCGUUCAAGAACAUUGCAGGAGCUGUCUGCUUCUCUGGAGGUGGUGUAUGGUCAGGUUCAUGAAGCAGAUGAGUCUGAGGAGGUAUUUGAGCGGUUCUUUAAAUGGAAGCGUGCUAAAACGGAGGAAUUCAUUCAUGUCAGAAAUAAUACAGAUGCUGCUCUGCAAAUUCUCACUGACUGGUUUGGUGGCAUCAUAAAGUGUUUUGACCUAAUGUCAGAAGCAUCUUUGAAUUUGGAGGAAGUGAUCGGCAAUGUGGAUGAAGUUCUAAAAAAGGUCGAGUUGGAUAUUUGUAAAGAACUGGAGACUGACUCAGCUGAGCAUGAUGAGGCAGAUAAGCAAAUAAUUACAAGUGCUUACAAUAAAGUUAUACAUAAAAUUCGUCAAGAGCAACAUAUGAUCACUGUCAUACAGAACAAAUACUUGGCCAGUGUUGAGUUCAAAAAACAGGCAGUGGAAUGGCUGAAUAGAAGACCUAAUACGGACAACUUAUUAUCAAUUAAGAAGACUCUGAAAAAUUUAAAGGCCCAGUUAAGGUGGAAGCUGGUGGAAAAGAGCAACUUUGAGGAAUCUGAUGAUUACAGUGAGUUUGAAAUGGCAAGAAUAAAGGAUAAAAUUGCUAAACUGCGAAAUAGUGUUCUUCAGGAAAUAUACAAGGAACAAGAAGAAUAUGAGAAGCUUACAUAUUUGGUACAGAAAUGGUUCCCUGAGUUGCCACUUCUUCAUCCAGAAGCAGGAAUUCUGAGCUAUAUGAAUUCUGGUGGACUUCUGACGCGUAGCUUGGAGCGAGACCUUUUAGAUGCUGAACCCAUGAAAGAACUGAGCACAAAGCGGCCUUUAGUGUGUUCAGAAAUUCAAGAUCAGAAGGUUCUUUUAAAGGGAUAUUCUGUAGAUACAAAUUCAGAAGCCAAAGUGAUAGAAAGAGUUGCCAAAUACCACAGAGCCUGGGGUCAGCAGAAAGAGAAUUCUGGAUUAUUACAACUGAUGUUUCUUCUUUUCUGCAAGUCUGAUCCUCUGGUGUAUUUAAUGGUCCCGUAUUAUCCAGGGGCAAGUCUGGAAGCUUUACAGACUGAUAAACCUUUAACUUUAAAAGAAUCACUAGAAGUGAUGAAAGGAGUGGCCCAAGGUCUACACACAUUGCAUGGAGCUGAUAUAGUUCAUGGAUCUCUUCAUGGAAAUAACGUCUUUGCUGUGAAUCGAAAACAAGGAAUUGUUGGAGACUUUGAUUUCACAAAAUCAGAGGAACAACGUGCUGCAGCAAGCACUAUGGUUGUUGGUACACUAAGCUUGGUAUCUCCUGAACUGAAGAUGGGACAACCAGCUUCUCCAGCCUCUGAUAUGUAUGCUUAUGGCUGCCUUUUGCUCUGGCUUUGUGCUCAAAACAGAGAGUUUCUCAUAAAGGAAGAUGGAACACCAGAGGUGGAUGUGGUUGGUAUGGAUGAUGAAGUUAAAUCUCUUAUCCUGAAUUUGCUGUGCUGUAACAGACUGACAGCUGAGCAGGUACUGAAGGAUGAUUGCUUCCUCUUAGUUGAUGCGAUUCCAGCUUCACCACAACCAAGUGAAGAACUUGAGCUACAUGAAGAGCGUGAUUCUGAAAAAGUGGAUAAAAAUGAAGAGAAUACAAAUAACUCUGAGGACAAUGGGGUAGACUCUACUGAGUAG
Molecule: messenger RNA, 3006 nt
Organism: Rhea pennata
Lineage: Eukaryota; Metazoa; Chordata; Aves; Rheiformes; Rheidae
Gene: STK31
Product: serine/threonine kinase 31
Exons: 23
Coding region: 1-3006 (1001 amino acids)
Biological process (GO): protein phosphorylation
Molecular function (GO): protein kinase activity; ATP binding
Source: RefSeq, a predicted model, not a curated record